AUGCAGACUUCUUUUACAAACAUUUGUGAAAGACUGUGCAAUAAGUCCAUCCGUGAAAUUUCCUUGCUACUAAAUAUUCCACGGUCAACUGCUAGUGGUAUCAUAACAAAGUAGAAGCAACUGGGAAAAACAGCAACUCAGCCACGAAGUGGUAGGCCAUGUAAAAUGACAGAGAGGGAUCAAUGCAUGUUGAAGCACACAGUGCGCAGAAGUUCCCAACUGUCUGCAGAGUCAAUAGCUAAAGACCUCCAAACUUUGUUUGGCCUUCAGAGCACAACAACAGUGCAUAGAGAGCUUCAUGAAAUGGGUUUCGAUGGCCGAGCAGAUGCAUGCAAG
Molecule: messenger RNA, 336 nt
Organism: Staurois parvus
Lineage: Eukaryota; Metazoa; Chordata; Amphibia; Anura; Ranidae
Source: the annotation of a GenBank genome assembly